Messenger RNA from Raphanus sativus (radish), 796 nucleotides. RefSeq names its product flavonol synthase 3-like. The annotation marks the transcript as partial. Gene Ontology annotation, biological process: response to light stimulus. Gene Ontology annotation, molecular function: flavonol synthase activity. NCBI's taxonomy places the organism in Eukaryota, Viridiplantae, Streptophyta, Magnoliopsida, Brassicales, Brassicaceae. The record is from RefSeq and is a predicted model, not a curated record. The transcript is spliced from 2 exons.
UUAUUUAAUCAAGAUAAAUUAUAUAAAAGUUUGCAUGUUAUUAAUCUAUGUGGAUUAAUAUCAAACAUCAAAUAUAAUAAAAUAAAAAGUGAUAAUAUAUUUUGUAACAGGGAGGUGAAUGAGGAGUAUGCAAGGGAGAUAAAGAAGCUAUCUGAGAAAAUCAUGGGAUGGUUAUCAGAAGGACUAGGGUUACAUCGUGAUGCAUUGAAGGAAGGUCUUGGUGGAGAAAAGGUGGAGUAUCUAAUGAAAAUCAUCUUCUAUCCACCGUGUCCAAAACUUGAAUUGCUCUACGGAGCUCCUCAUCACACAGAUCUCAAUGGAAUCACGUUCUUAAUAGCUGAUGAAGUAGACGGACUUCAAGCAUUCCAGGACAACAAGUGGGUCGACGUCAAGUAUGAUGACUCCGGGAUCGUUGUCAUCAUCGCCGAUCAAAUCAAGAGGAUGAGCAAUGGGAGGUAUAAGAGUGGGGAGCAUAGAGCGACGAUGGAUACAGUGAGGACGAGACUGUCGUGGCCAGUGUUCGCGGAACCGAACCUUGAUCACGUUGUCGGACCUUUGGCAGAGCUAGUUAUUGAUGAUGCUCCUAAGUACAAGCCUUAUGUCUACAGAGAGUACAAGUUUCUUAAGAUGAACAAGUUUCCACUCGACUGAAGCUAAUCUCAUUAUCCAGAAACAGAGGAGAGAAGAUCAUGAACGACUGUUUCAGUUAAUUGAUGUUGAAGUUUCGGUUAAUUACUUAUCAAUGUACUAUAUGUGCUUUUAUAAAUAAAUGCUGAAGCUCCGGUCUUUUAAUCCA